This is a messenger RNA of Sciurus carolinensis (gray squirrel), 2155 nucleotides long. RefSeq names its product solute carrier family 22 member 2 (gene Slc22a2). The record is from RefSeq and is a predicted model, not a curated record. Bases 1 to 1665 code for a protein of 554 amino acids. NCBI's taxonomy places the organism in Eukaryota, Metazoa, Chordata, Mammalia, Rodentia, Sciuridae. The transcript is spliced from 11 exons. Gene Ontology annotation, biological process: transmembrane transport. Gene Ontology annotation, cellular component: membrane.
AUGCCAACCAUGGAUGACAUUCUAGAUCAAAUAGGGGAGUUUCAUCUUUUCCAGAAACAAAUAUUCUUCUUCUUAGCUCUGCUCUCUUUCACCUUCACCCCCAUCUACGUGGGCAUCGUCUUCCUGGGCUUCAGCCCCCCGCACCGCUGCCGGAGCCCCGGGGUGUCCGAGCUGAGCCGGCGAUGCGGCUGGAGCCCGGCGGAGGAGCUGAACUACACGCUGCCCGGCCUGGGGGCUGCGGGCGAGGCCUCUCUCCGCCAGUGCAUGCAGUACGCGGUGGACUGGAACCAGAGCAGCCUCGGCUGCCUGGACCCUCUGGCCAGCCUGGCCGCCAACAGGAGCCAGCUGCCACUCGUCCCCUGCCAGCACGGCUGGGUGUACGACUUUCCCGGCUCCUCCAUCGUCACCGAGUUUAACCUCGUGUGUGCCAACUCCUGGAUGCUGGACUUCUUUCAGUCGGCCGUGAACGUAGGGUUUUUUGUCGGUUCUGUGGGUAUCGGCUACCUAGCAGACAGGUUUGGCCGUAAAUUCUGCCUCCUGGUCACUAUCCUCAUCAACGCCGUCUCUGGGGUCCUCAUGGCUGUCGCCCCCACCUACGCAUGGAUGUUGACGUUUCGCCUCAUCCAAGGGCUGGUCAGCAAAGCUGGCUGGUUAAUAGGCUACAUCCUGAUUACAGAAUUUGUCGGGCAGAGCUAUCGGAGAACAGUGGGGAUUUUUUACCAAGCUUCCUUUACCGUGGGGCUCCUGGUGCUAGCAGGGGUGGCGUACGCCCUUCCUCACUGGCGGUGGCUGCAGUUCGUGGUCACUGUGCCCAACUUCUCCUUCCUGCUCUAUUACUGGUGCAUUCCUGAGUCUCCAAGGUGGCUGAUCUCCCAGAACAGAAAUGCAAAAGCCAUGAGCAUCAUUAAGUACAUUGCCAAGAAAAACGGAAGACCCACGCCAGACUCUCUCCAGAACCUGAGAGCAGAUGAGGAAGUCGGCGAGAAGCUGAGUCCUUCCUUUCUUGACUUGGUCAGAACCCCUCAGAUAAGGAAGCACACCUUGAUCUUGAUGUACAACUGGUUCACGAGCUCUGUCCUCUACCAGGGCCUCAUUAUGCACAUGGGCCUCUCGGGGGACAACAUCUACCUGGAUUUCUUCUACUCUGCACUUGUUGAAUUCCCAGCCGCCUUCGCCAUCAUCCUCACCAUUGACCGUGUGGGUCGCCGGUAUCCUUGGGCUGCGUCAAACAUGAUGGCAGGAGUGGCCUGUCUAGCUUCCAUUUUUAUCCCUGAUGAUCUGCAUGGGCUCAAGGUCGCCGUCGCGUGCCUGGGCAGAAUGGGGAUCACCAUGGCCUAUGAGAUCGUGUGCCUGGUCAACGCCGAGCUGUACCCCACGUUCAUUAGGAACCUGGGCGUGCAGGUCUGCUCCUCGCUGUGUGACAUCGGCGGCAUCUUCACGCCGUUCCUGGUUUACCGACUCACUGAGGUCUGGCUGGAGCUCCCUCUGGUGGUGUUUGCUGUGGUUGGCUUGGUUGCUGGAGGACUGGUGUUGUUGCUCCCAGAGACCAAAGGGAAGGCUCUGCCUGAGACCAUUGAGGAAGUUGAGAACAUGCAAAGAGCAAGGAAAAAUACAGAAAAAGUGAUUUACCUCCAGGUCAAGAAAUCAGACGUCCCACUGAACUAAGGAGAGAGCUGCUCCCUCCUGGUUUCGGUGAUGCCAAAGCCAGAAGCAGAGAUGUCUUCACUCACCUGGAACCCGGCAGUUCAGCUCCGUCGUCCAUGUAGACCUAUGGCCAGCAGAAUUUGUAGCACUGCCGGGUAAAAACCAACCUUCAGACAGUCCUGCUGAGCCGCUCUGUUCCCAGCAUUCCCAGGGUGAUAGCCACUGGUUUGCUGGAAUUUUAUUUUUCUAUCUUUGUAUUCCUUUACUUGAUUCCUUUCCCACCAUGACAUCAAACCAAAAUACACAGGGGAACUGUGGGCAAGAGAAACCAAAUAGAAAAGAUCGGAAAACAAUGGAGUUGGGAGAAGAGAUUUUGUUUUCUUAAAGAAAUCAAACACACAAAACAAUAUUAAGUGGCCCAGAAUGUACAUCAAGAAUUUUGAGUAGGGGCUUUCAGGAUCAUAGGUGAAGAAAUUUUUGAAUACAUUGAUUUUUAUGUAAGUUAGACUAU